Messenger RNA from Camellia sinensis, 420 nucleotides. Its product is annotated as putative mitochondrial protein AtMg00860. NCBI's taxonomy places the organism in Eukaryota, Viridiplantae, Streptophyta, Magnoliopsida, Ericales, Theaceae. The record is from RefSeq and is a predicted model, not a curated record.
AUGUCUGGAAAGUGUGAGUUUUGGCUUACGAAUGUUAAGUUUCUAGGCCAUGUUUUCUCUGGGGAAGGAGUGACUGUGGAUUCCUCUAAGAUAGACGUAGUACAGGACUGGAAGCAACCUAAGAAUGUCUUUGAGAUCUGGAGUUUCUUGGGCUUAGCCAAGAAUUACCAAUGCUUUGUGAAGGAUUUCUCUAGGCUAGCUUCACCUUUGACUAGGUUGAUGAGAAAGGGAAUUAAGCUUGUGUGGAGUGAGGCCUGUGAAAAGUUGUUCCAAGAACUUAAGACUAAACUCAUCACUGCUCCAGUUUUGAUUACUUCCAAAAGGGGUUUGGGUUAUUCGGUGCACUAUGAUACAUCUCAAGAAGGGUUGGGUUAUGUGUUGAUGCAAGAAAGAAAGGCGGUGGCAUAUGGCUCUCGAUAA